UUUUUUGUGUAUUUAGUUGAAAUCAUUUAAGAUUUAUAACUGUAAAAUUUAACUUUCAUGUUAUUUGUAAGAAACACAAAUUUAAGCUAUAGCUUAUACGGUAUCAUACAGUUUACGUUUUGUGUAAUUAAAACAUAUAUAAACAAAAUUUUUGUAAUACAGAUUUGCAUUCUUUAAUGUCAGAAUCGAAAUGUCAUCUAAAUCUAAGUAUUUACAAGCCAAAUAAAACUUUAUUUGUUGUCAGUCAAGGCUAAAGAGAACGUUUUCUUUUUUUUAAUAAAAGCAGAAUAAACAUAUAAUUUUACACUAAAUUGCUAUGAGUAAACACUUAAUGGCGGAGCAAGAUUCAUCUGUUUUUGAAAAGAAAAAUUUGAAUCGAUUAGGAAAAUGCGAAGUUUGUAGUGGAGUGGCCAAAUAUACUUGUCCAAAAUGUGAGGUUAAAACAUGUUGUUUGGAAUGUGUUAAGAUUCAUAAAGAAGAAUUAAAAUGUAAUGGAAUUAGAGAUCGGACGAAAUACAUUCCUCUAAAAAACAUGACUGAGGAAGAUUUUAUGAAAGAUUAUUACUUUUUGGAAGAAUGUACGCGGUUUUCAAAAGAUAUACAAAGGUGUUCAAAACAAAUAAGUGUUCACGAGGCCAAACGAUUUGCAAUUUCAAAAAUGUUCCAAUUGAAAAAAGCUGCAUCAGAUCGUGAAACAAUUUUAAAAAUUUUACCACAAGUCCUUUUAAAAAGGAGAGAAAAUACAUCAUACUAUAAUCGAAAAACAAAAACGAUAUUUUGGAGGAUAGAAUGGAUUUUUAGCAAUGCCAAUGGCUUAAAGCUUGUCGACAAAUAUUGCUGCGAAAAUGAUACAAUCUCAGUUCUUUUAAAUAAAUAUUUAAACCCUAACUGUGAAGCAUUAUCAGAACAUGUAAAAAAAAAAUUAAUAUUUUAUCAAUCAAAAGGACUAGCAAAUUUAAGAGUUUUAUUAAAAUCUGAAGGAGUCAGAUCAUGUAAAAAUAAAUUCUAUGAACUGGAUGCCACGUGUACUUUAAAAAAGAGUUUAAAUAAAAAAAUAAUUACCGAAUUUCCUAGUGUGCACAUUUGUUAUAAUGUAGAAAAUUUUAAUUAUGAAAUCAUUGAAGAUGUAAAACUGAAUAAUAUUUUGGUUGAAUCUAAAAUGUUAUAUGACGAAGUCAGGCAAUCCUUAAAUAUGCAGAGAAGAUGGGUUGCAAAACAGACAAAAAUUGACCACAAAUGCAAAACCGACGAAGAAAUAACAGAGGAAUUGAAAAAGAUCGACGAAGAAAAACUAAAAUGGAAAAAAUUUGAAAAUUUAGAUAUUUCUUCUGAAUGUGGAUUUAAUUUUCUUAUUAGUUCGGACAACGAUUUUUUGGGCAUAACUGAUUUAAAUUUUAAACAGUAGAAUCUAUCCACUAAUGAAAAAAAAAUACAUUGUGUCUUUGCUUAUGGGGACCGGUGAUAUUAUAGCUCAACGUUAUGUUGAGAAGACUCAGAUAAGUGAAAUCAAUAAAACUAGAACAUUGCAAUUUUGUGCAGUAGGACUUUUCGGCGUUGGACCAUGCCUUCGAGCUUG
Messenger RNA from Condylostylus longicornis, 1576 nucleotides. Its product is annotated as mpv17-like protein. The coding region runs from base 317 to 1405 and encodes 362 amino acids. The transcript has 2 exons. Gene Ontology annotation, biological process: box C/D snoRNP assembly; snoRNA localization; maturation of LSU-rRNA from tricistronic rRNA transcript (SSU-rRNA, 5.8S rRNA, LSU-rRNA). The record is from RefSeq and is a predicted model, not a curated record. Lineage: Eukaryota; Metazoa; Arthropoda; Insecta; Diptera; Dolichopodidae. Gene Ontology annotation, cellular component: cytoplasm; pre-snoRNP complex; membrane.